This is a messenger RNA of Misgurnus anguillicaudatus (oriental weatherfish), 4115 nucleotides long. RefSeq names its product connector enhancer of kinase suppressor of ras 3. Gene Ontology annotation, molecular function: protein binding. Gene Ontology annotation, cellular component: membrane; cytoplasm. NCBI's taxonomy places the organism in Eukaryota, Metazoa, Chordata, Actinopteri, Cypriniformes, Cobitidae. The record is from RefSeq and is a predicted model, not a curated record. Gene Ontology annotation, biological process: regulation of signal transduction.
UGCGCGCAUGCUCAGUAUCAACAGCUUUUCAGGUCUCACACUUCAGUGUACUGUUGGAGUAACUACAGUAGAGCGCUGCUUAGAAGAGGUAGGGUUAUAUACAUGUUAUAUACUUUGGGAUAUUGGCCGUUUCGAUUCAAAGUUAUUCUCGAGUACGUUUGAAAGAGAGUAAUUUAUGGAUAUUUACUGACUCGUGACGCAAACUGAUUUAAACGAUUCAGUCCGAUUUGGUGUACUGGUUCGACCUGUAAAAGAACCGGUUCAAAGAAACGAUUCUUUCACGAAACGGACAUCACAUAAUAUACAGGAGCUGCUCGUGUCGCUAGGCUUAAAUUCUGGAUUUACAGAGGACGGGAUGAAACAACCAUCACAUUUUGCACAUAAAUGCUGAUGCUCCAUACUCUAACAUCCAGCAUUUAAAAACUCCGGACUGUUUAAAGCUAUGGACCCUGUAACGAGAUGGACACCAAAGCAGGUUGUUGACUGGAUGAAAGGUCUGGACGAAAGCCUUCAACAGUAUGUGCACAACUUUGAAAGGGAGAAGAUUAAUGGAGAACAGCUACUGAAGAUCUCUCAUCAGGACCUCGAGGAACUUGGCGUGACUCGCAUUGGCCAUCAGGAGCUGGUUUUGGAGGCUGUAGAUCUGCUCUGUGCUCUGAACUAUGGAGUGGAGACAGAUAACUUGAAGAACCUGGUGGUGAAGAUGAGAAAUGUGACCAAAAGCCUUCACACGUCAACGUCAGAACGCAGGAAGAGUCCUGCAUGUGACAGCAGCACAUCCAGCAAGAUCCCAAACGAAUUCCUGUCAUCUGUCGUGGAGCUCAUCGGAUCAGCCAAAAGUCUCUUGGCAUGGCUGGAUAGAACUCCAUUGACCGGUAUCAGUGACUUCACAUCCACCAAAAACAAAAUCAUUCAGUUGUGUCUGGAAUUGACCACUACAGUUCAGCAGGACAACACGGUCUAUGACAUAGAAGAGAAGAUUUUGGGUAUUUCGACGGUGCUGAACAGUAUUUGUGACCAGACGGUGAGAACCACCUCUGAUCCUCUUAUGAGCCAGUCCGCAUGUCUGGAAGAAGUUCAGCUGACCAACAUCAAACCAGGAGAGGGAUUGGGCAUGUACAUCAAAUCCACCUACGAUGGGCUUCACAUCAUCACUGGCACCACUGAGAAUUCCCCAGCAGAUAUGACACACAAAAUCCACGCUGGAGAUGAAGUCAUCCAGGUCAACCAGCAGACAGUAGUGGGUUGGCAGCUGAAGAACCUGGUGUCCAAGCUGAGAGAAGAUCCUAAAUGUGUGGUGCUUCUUUUAAAAAAACGACCAACAGGAACCUCGGGAUUCACCCCAGCCCCCCUGAAAAACAUGCGUUGGAAACCACCCGUGCCUCAGAGCUCCAGUUCUCCGAAUAAAACCCAAUCACCGGGUGACUCCGCCAAACUCAACGGCAAAAAAGAAAAGCCAGCAAUACUGGACCUGUAUAUACCUCCACCUCCAUCAGUGCCUUACACACCACGGGAGGUAAGGAAUGGAUCUUACACCAGCGUCAAUCCCAGACCUAAAGGCUCAGAGUCUCCAAACUCCUUCCUGGACCUGGAGGGUCACCGGCGCUUCACCGUUUCAGAAUACGACAAACUCUCUGUUCAUCCUGUUGAGGUCAACGUACAGAUGCGUACAAGAGGAAAAGCUCCUUCACAUGGUAAACCACGACCCCUGUCUAUGCCAACAGAUACAUGUUUGAAUGUGGCAGACCUGUAUGCCAGGCCCUGGGCACAGGGACGCAAAGGUGAGGAUUUGCUAUAUAGAUACCUAAGCAACGAACGUAUACCAACUAUCACUGAAGAAUCUCCGGGGCCUGGAUCAUCGUAUAAAUCUAUAGCAGAGACACCCGCACGCGGGGUCGACCGCAGACAGAAUCACAGAUUCAUCUUUAGUACAGACCUACACAACAGUGCCACCAUCCCUUAUCACGAGGACUUAAUGAAAAAGACCCCCAUGACAUCAUCACCCAAACGCCCCUCUGCGGAGCCUUCACUACUGGUCAGUUGGAUCACAAGACUUAAGCUUUUGACUCACUAACGCGUCAGCUUGCCGUCUGCCCCGGGUUCCCUGUCUGUCACCUCGGUGCCUUUGUCCAGCUCUGUUUCUCACGUCCAUCUCGCUUUCACUGUCUUUCUCUUGGGAUUUUUCUUUGUGCCUCUUAUUUACCCAUAAUGCCGCUGGACUAGAUUGCCUUAACGCAAUUACUCGACCUCAAUGAAUGUUUGGAAACACAUUUUUGGGGAAUUAGUUGUUGUAUUUUCAAAACCACAUCAGAAAACAAUAUCAGGUUUGAAAUCCUAAGCUACAGUAUUGAUUUGUAUAUAAAGUCUUUAAAAUCUACCUCUGCAUAGUUUAUGCAAAUCCAAAACACAACUGAGAAGUCAUUUGAGUAUUUAAUAACUAAACCCAAUGUUUUUCCAAACGGUUAAGUCCCUUUCAUUUCUUAUCUAACAAAUUACAGAGAAACAAAUCAUGUUGUUUCUCAACUUGUCGCUUUUGUAGAUGCAUAACUUGCAAUAGAUUUCAGGAUUGGAAACUGUGAGUUUGAAUAUUUUGUUUUCUUUAUGUAUUACAAGAAAGUUGUGUAAGUUAUUUUAAUCUUUUUGUGGUAUUGUGCAUUGCUUUAUUCGGUACAUAACAUGGGCAAUUUAACAAGCCUGAUAUUUUCCUGGAUGCUUAUUACAUGUUGAAAGCCGUGGUUUUUGGGAAUGUUAGUAUUUUUCCGCACAUCUUCAUUAAAGGGUUAGUUCACCCAAAAUUGAAUGUCAUCAUUUACAUUUAGUUCCAAACCUGUAUUUUUACUUAUGUGGAAGUGGGACACUAAGCAUCCACAAAACUAUAUUUUAUAGAUCAUCUGUUGAAUAAAAAAGCUUUCCAUUAAUGUAUGCUUUGUUACGAUAGCACAAUAUAUGGCAACUAUUUGAAAGUCUAGAAUCUGAGGGUGCAAACAUUUUAAAUAUUGAGAAAAUCACCUUCAAUAUUUACUUUACUUCAAUAUUUUGUAUGUGCAUUUUAAUCUAAUCAUGACAUACUGACAAAGCUCUAAGAAUAUGGAUUUCACAUUUUUCCAGAACCGUUUAGCAGUAAUAAUAAUGCAGUGACAGUCAUUUAUUAAUUUGUGACAAGAGCAUGCAGCAAACCGUUGACACCUAGUGGCCGCUGUUGGUAAAACACAAACCAGAUUUUUUUGUGAUUUUAAAGAGCACCUAUUGUCUGGUUCACGAUUUUACAUUUCCUUUUCGUGUGUAAGUGUGUAGUUCAUGUUAAUGAUAUGCAAAAGGUACAAACCCCAAAGUAAACAAUGAUGCUAGUUAUCGUCUCCAACGUAAAUCUUUUUCUUGGACUACAACAAACACACAGAUUGUAGGCAACAGUUUACUUCCUGGGAUUGGUGAUGUAGUAAAGACCGACAUUAUCAUAAUUCCUCCGGCUUGGACUCAUAGUCUUUAAGUUAACUCCUGUUAGCAACCGAAUCUUUCAAACAUGAUAAGGAGCGUCACGUUUUCAUUUAUUCAGGCCAAUCAAAACGUACAGAUUAGCUGGCCAAUCAGGGACACAGAGCUUUUCAAAUCUAUGCGUUUCAGGAAGAGAGUGAAAUCUGGCGCUACAAAAAUGUACGGUUUGUGGAAGUUAAUGUGUUUUUUUAACCAUAAACCACGCAACACAUUGUAUUAAACCAAAUACACGAAAUAAUGUUGUUUGUUAGCAAUGAAAUAGGUGCUCUUUUACUUGAAAUUUGGAGUCUAACUAGUUUAGACUUACUAUUUCUGGCAUGAAACAUUUUAAUUUGUAUAAUUUUAUGUAUAAAAUAUAUACUUUAUUGCAUUAUUUUAUUUAUUAAAAUAAAUAUAAAUUGCUAUUACAAUUUUUUAUUUAAUUCUUUCAACUCCAGACUUUCGUGAAAAAGUGUUUUCUUUAAAACAAGACCAAGAUUAAGGGCCGGGUAUACUUUCUUUCCGCAUCCGUCUCGUGCACGCAAGUGUCCGCGCAGCUUUCAAAGUAUACUCAACCGCGGCUACGUGUGGAUGGCCGUGUUCGACUUGUACGCAAUACAAAUUAUUUUUUAUUUUUUAAUUAU